Messenger RNA from Thermothelomyces thermophilus ATCC 42464, 5150 nucleotides. RefSeq lists its product as uncharacterized. The coding region runs from base 242 to 4750 and encodes 1502 amino acids. The transcript has a single exon. NCBI's taxonomy places the organism in Eukaryota, Fungi, Ascomycota, Sordariomycetes, Sordariales, Chaetomiaceae. The record is from RefSeq and is a predicted model, not a curated record.
CCGCCCCUAGACCAGUCGGGUGUGCCCGCCGCCAAAACAACCGGCCUCGCCUCGACAUUUCGAACGAGUGCCAGCGCAUCGCUGCUUUAGCCUCUCCACUCGCGUGGGCGCUCCCAUUGGCACUCGCCCGUUGCCCCGAGCUAUGGGCUGUUCAGGGGACGCGCAUGUCUUGUUCUGAGCUCUGUAUAAACAGCGAAUCUGUUGUCGCGCUGCUCUUUUGCUCGAAGCCGUUCUAUUCAACAUGCCGCGGAAGGCUCCAGAGCUGGAUCUGGACUUUAACAUAUAUGUCGACCCUUCCUGCCUGAGCGAACCAAUGGACGGCGAAACCCCCGCGACGGUGCCACCAUCGGCCGAUGAGGUGCACGAAACUGUUGUUCCCGACACGCCCGAGGAACUGGUUACCGCAGACGCAACGGUAGAUGCAGACCAAACAGCCCAGGACGCCACAGGUGGUGCUGCCGAACAGCAGGAGCCGGAACCACCAGCUCCGGAGGGGGAUAUCGCACCCUUACAGAGUGAGGGCCCUGCGAUCGAGGAAGCUGAACAACCAGAAGUUGAGGCUACGGAGCAGGAGCCUGUGGCUGAGCAACCAGAGACCUCUACAGAGGAGAAGCUCCUGGAGGAACCACCAGCCCCAGAGGAUGAACAGCCCGCCCAGCCUCCUGCGGCCGACGAGAGCGCGUCCUCGGCGUCCACCGAGGACGCACCAGUGACGCCCGAUGCAAGCCCGGAGGCGGACAGCGCCCCCGAGCCUGAACAAGCAGACGAGCCGGUCGCUGAAGAUUCGGCGGCUGAUGUCGACACCGAGCCGAGCUCUGGACCAGAGCCUGCAGACGAACCUUUUCCGGAGGCUGCAGCUGAGGAAGAGGCUGUUGCCGAAUCUACCGUCCCGCAAGACCAGAAAGAUGGCGAUGUCGAGCCCCAGUCUGCGGAGGAGCCCGUGAUCAUGGAUUUUGAUCGCCAGGAAGAGGAGACCGAGGCGACAGCGGAGAAUGCUCCCGCAUCGGAUGGGCCCGUCGAAGAGGAUACAUCUGCUCCAGAGGUGCCGGCCGAAGAGAAACCCUCUCCUGAAAGCCAGGACAUCCUGGCCGGGAACGCCGAUGUCGAAACCUCUCCGAGGGUGGAGUCAGACGGCGAGGAGGAGCGAGGACCCCAGCGGAACUUCACCGACAGGAAGACAUCGCUGAGAACAGAGGCUCUCAUCCAGGCCGCGGCGCGUGCCGUAGUCGCAAAGAUCGAGAAGCGCAAGAGUGGAGACCUUCCCGACCACGACGACGACUUCGAUGAAUCCCUUAUCACUGGGGAUUCGCAGGACACCUACGUGCCGGGGACCGACGUCCAAGAUAGCGUAGGCCAUGGCAGCCGGCCUCUCAGUCGGCAGUCGUCGGAAUCGCACGCCGUCCGCCACAUCCCCUCCCGCUCCACCUCGAGCGACGAGGCCGGCGACAGCAGUUCGCACAACGGACGCGAUGACGACGUCUUCAGCGUCCGCAGCACCCGGAGCUCCCUCUGCUCCCUCGACAACGACAACUUCCAUGCAAAGACCCCGCAGGCCAAGGAGAGCCUCUCCCGCCGUGACUCGUACUCCUCUACCCUUCACCACCACUCCUCCCCCUCUCCAGCCCGCACCGUCUCCAACUUCUCCACCAUCUCGGGUCUCUCCCAAUAUGACAACGACUACUACGACUCCGACCUCAGCCCCAAGCAUACCUUCAUCCCCUACGACGCCACCAUAAAGCCCACCAGACAGACCACCCGCCGCAUGCCCUUCCGCACCCCGUCCGAGAUCCGCGCCAUGCAGAUGUCCUCGCCGACGCCCUCCGUGUUCAGCGGCAGCUCGCCUGUCCGCCGUUCUCCGGGGAGCGGCGGAGGAAGAGAAAGCAGCGGGAAGCGGUCGUCGCUCUCGCGGCUCGGAAGCCCCGCGGCGGCCGCGGCGGCGCAGUACUCGCCCAAGGGCCGGUCGACGCCGCCGCGGUUCAAAUCGGCACCCCCGCAAGAGGCGCCCCUGGUGCUGCUGCACGUCACCCUGCUGCCGCUGCGGUGGGCGUGGGCCGGCGUGCUCGAGAGCCUGGACUCGCUUGCCGUCGGGGGUAAGGCCGCGGGCGUCGCCGCCGGCGAGGAGGGGGGCUGCUCCUCGACGUCUCCGGAAGCGGGGGCUGGCCUCCCCUCUUCCGCUGCUGCUGCUGCCGCCGCCGCCUUGCGAGCGUUCGAGCCGAGUGACCAGCUCAAGAGCCUGCGGGACGCCUGGCGCGAGCUGCAGGACCGCGUCGGGGACACGGUCCUGGAGCGCGGCAUCCUGCUGCCGCACCCGCAGAGCGACUACGAGGUGCUGGAGGAGAGGCUGCUCGAGGCGCUGGAGCUGCCCCUGCGCCGCCGCGCGCGCAUCCUCGAGUGCGGGCACUACGUCGGUCCCGCCAACGUGGAUCCCGACGAGAGCAGCGAUGAGGAGGGUUACGACGACGAGGAGAAGGAGGACGAGAAGAGGAAGAAGAGGCAUUGGUGCUCCACCUGUCGCGAGGAGAUUCGGUACGAGGACCUCGGGCCGGGCAAGGUGUUCCGCGUCAAGGUGUACGCGAGCAAUGGGCUGAUGAAGGCGGGCGCGUGGGAGGCCUGCUGGAAGGAGAUGGAGCGCGUCGACGUCGAGCUGGAGCCGAUUGUGGACGUGGCGGUGCAGAACGAGCUCGAGAGGCUCGCGGUGCUGCAAAUGGAGCUGGAUGAGCAGCGCCGGCGGGAGCUCGAGAUGAUGGAGAGGACGCCCGAUCCCGAGCCCGAGGCGGAGCUGAAGCGCGAGUCUACCUUCGGGCAGGACCCGGGGUCGCCCAGCCGGCAACAGACGGAGCACCCGACCUCCGAAGCCGACCUCUCGCACAUGGACGCACAGAGGGCCAUGAUGUCGUCCCCCGCCCCGUCGCCGGGCAUGCAGCUGGCCAGGCGUACUUCGACCCCCCAGCCCUCGGCAUCAACCACUCUCGUGCGCGCGGACACUCCCACCACCUAUCCGAUCGAUACUUCUGAAGAACGCCGUCUCCGGGAUGAGGAGCGCAUGCGCGAGAUCUACGGUGACAACCCGCCGGCUCCACCUCCCGCUCCCGCUCCCGCUUCCGCUCCCGCUGCUGCCCCAGCCCGGCUCCCUGCGCCGCCAGCACCAGCAGAACAGGCACAGCACCAGCAGCAACAGCACCAGCACGCACACUACCAGCAACUCCAGCAUGCCCACUCCCAUGCGCUGACAGCCGCUGCCCCUCCGCCUUCGAUGCCUCUUCUUACUGAUGCCCCGUACCGACACCAUCCCCAGCACGACCCUUACCACACCAACCCCCUGCAGCAGCAACCCGAUGACCCAUACGACCAGCGCGGCCGUCGCCAAGGCCAGCAGCAGCGUCCCCCGGCGCGGCCAAUCGUGCUGGACGAGAACUCGGGCUUCGUCGAGCUGCUGAUGGAGGCCUUCAAGGUGCUGUUGCGCGAUCCCAAGAACGUGGCCAUCAUCGUUCUCUGCGUCUUCCUCGUCGUGCUCAUGAAGCGGCCCGGCGGGGCGCCACAACAGUUAUCACCAGCACCACUACCACCAUCACCACCACCACAACAGCAGCAGCAGCAGCAACAACCGCCUGUGGUGCAGGUCGUGCCGCCCAGUCUGGGGCCGGCAGGAGGGUAUCGGAUGGACGAGGGACACGGCCACGGCCGUGAUGAUGCUCACGCCGCCUCCAAGGGCGUCGUCACGCCGCCGAGCGUGAACGCGCCCGUCAUGGAGUACGUCGAGGAGGUCUUGGCGAGCAUGGCCGCGCCCGAGGUGGACGACGGGCUGGGGCCUGUCGGCGCCGCUGCUGAACCGGCGGUGGUCAUCAAGCAGGCUGAGGACGUGAGUGCUGUGGAGGAGCCCGAGGCGGAGCCGGUGGAAGCGGGAGCCGCUCAGGUCGAGGAGGACUCGGCGGCUGCCGAGCAGGUUGCUGGAGUUGAGGCGACAAAGGCAGAGGAGGGGGGGAAGGUCGUCGCCCCUGCCCUUUCCCUUUCCCUCCCCGCCGACGUAUGCCCUCCGCGCGGGCUGGAGUAUCCCAUCACGCUCGUGGGAGAGGUCCCGGAAAUUGGGGAAGCAGAGUCGGAGGAUGAUCAGUCCUCCGCCGCUCCGCAAACUCCGUCCCCCCCGGAAAGCCCGGCCGACCAGGAGGCCGUUUUGGAACAGUCGGCUGCGCUUGAGCCGGAAAACCCAGAGGAAUCAAAUGCCUCCUUUGAGGCUGCGGCGGCGGAGGCCGAGGGUAAGCCGGAACAGGACGGCCCGGCUGGCAGGUGCGAUGUCGACGCCGAUUUCGAGGAUGAUGAUGAUGAUGAGGAGGAGGAGGAGGAGGAGGAGGACAGCGCUAAUCCGGACACCGACGACGCGGGAGAAGACGCGGCCGUGCCCGCCGCCGCCACCACCACCGCCACCAGCUCAUCGACGCGCUCCGCGUCCACCUCCCCCGCGUUCCUGCCCGGCCCGUUCGUGACGGAGCGCAAGACGGUGCGCGUGUUCGAGACGGUGACGGAGACGGUGCGGGUGAGCGUCGUCACGCAGACCGAGACGGUCUCAACGGUCGUGACGGCCAUCCCGCAGACGGUCGAGGAGACGGUGUACGAGACGGAGACGGUGCGCAUCACCGUCUCGGUGCCGGUCGAGGAGCAGAAACAUCAGCAGAAACAUCAGCAGCAGCAGCAGCAGAAGCAGAAGAAGAAGGUCCAGGCCAGCAAAGGGUGUAGGCGGACGGGCUGGUUCUAAUGCGCUAUGUUAAACAUGGGUUUUGUUGAAGGGGGGGGGGGGGGGGAGGAGGGAGCGGAUGGCAAAUUGCAUGUCUUGACUAUGUGAUGAAUGGAUGAGAUUCAUGGACACGAUGGAUAUGCAGGAUGAAGUGGCAUAAAUGUAUGGAGUGAAAUGUGGAUUUUCUUUGUUCUUUUCUUACUUUUCAUCGUUUCCUUUUCCUCUUUCCUUUCUGCUCGUUCCAUUAGGUAUGCAUAGCGGUAGUCGAAACAUCUGAUGGAAAUCAUGAUGACCUCGUUAAAUCCGUCCCUCUUUGUUGACUUGACAAUGCUUUGAUUGUGCAUAACCAGGUAUUUCCUCCUCGACCUUGUUGUAUGUGAGUCCGAAUGUGCAAUGAAUCGAGGUGCAUCUCCCGAAUUGC